Molecule: messenger RNA, 1146 nt
Organism: Durusdinium trenchii
Lineage: Eukaryota; Dinophyceae; Suessiales; Symbiodiniaceae
Source: the annotation of a GenBank genome assembly
AUGUCGCAGGACAACGUUUGCCAUUGCCAGCUCCCGCAAUUGCAGAGCUCAACGUCCAGCACCACAAUCCUCAAGCACAAAAGAACUCUUGAGGACAGCCUGAUGAACCAGAAGCUCGAUGUGAGCAGCAUUGUCUUGCUUCGCUUUGUGAAGCCAGAGUCUCAAAAGAAUGAUGCCCGGCGCUCAUCUCAAGCUUGCAUUGCAGCCUACAGCACGAGCUUCAAGACCAAUAGCUUCUCUGAAGUGGAGGCCCUGCGCACGUCUACAAUAGGCCCAUCACCGCUCAUCAAGACUUCCCAAAUGCUGGGUUAUGACGCUGAGGAUGGCAGCAUGAGCGCUGGACUUCGCACGGAGCAGAAGGGGAUUCCAGUGCAUGUUGACAUCCUGAAAGCUUAUUCGAAUGGUUUGGAACUCCGUGACUGUGAUGAUCUCCUGUUCGUGGAUGUGAUCCCGAAUAGGCAUUGCGAAUUUGCUCGGGCUGCGACUGCGUGCAUUUUGGAUGGCACCCUUCCCCAGCUGCACUACUUGGGCUUUGUGAGAGCGGAGCACCUGCCCAAGGUCCAUGAAGCCAUUACAGCCCAGGUCUAUGAGCAUUGGGACAACAGCUCAGAAUCAGGGCCAAAGACUCGUCCAAGAGAGAGUGACGAGCUUCAACCACUUGGGCUGAAAGUGUUGGCCUCGGCCAAUGGCAUCAUUCAGUGGCCACAGUCUCUGUCUGAGCGCUUCCCUCAAGAUACACCGGAGCACAAGGCCUUGGAGGCCAAACACGAAGAGUUCUUGCAGCUCUAUCCGCAAGGAGCAAGCACUGCAGCUCCUACAACUCAAUCUUCGACCCCAUCGAGGUCAAACGCAAAACCAGAUUUCAGCAUCGACCAUGAGGCCUUGCCGUUGGAUCCAAACCGUGCAGUGGAUUUGCCAGGGGUAUCUGUUGCUGACUUCACGGCCCAGAGGCAGGAUCAUCGCUCAAAAUCUGAGAUUGUUCACAUCAUUCGUUCUAUAAAAUACCAAACUUUAAACUGCCUUAGUUCUUUGGUGGCGCAUCCCAUGCAAGGUUGGCAGUCUCUCCUGGCAAAGGAUCUCGUCCAACCGUGGUGGUCACCACUGACUACCAGCUAUGGCUCGGGAAUGAGCUUGAUGAGGUUCUGA